Messenger RNA from Jaculus jaculus (lesser Egyptian jerboa), 591 nucleotides. RefSeq names its product V-type proton ATPase subunit D-like. The transcript has 3 exons. Gene Ontology annotation, cellular component: proton-transporting V-type ATPase complex. The record is from RefSeq and is a predicted model, not a curated record. NCBI's taxonomy places the organism in Eukaryota, Metazoa, Chordata, Mammalia, Rodentia, Dipodidae. Gene Ontology annotation, molecular function: proton-transporting ATPase activity, rotational mechanism. The coding region runs from base 1 to 591 and encodes 196 amino acids.
AUGCAUCAUGAGAGGAACAUCGAGCAGAGGACGAUGCUCACCUCAUGUACCAUGACUUCUUCGAGUUGCAGUUGUAGCCGACUCCUGCUGGGUUUCGUCAGGGUUGCGUACAGGAGCUUAGGGGGAGCACGAGGUCCAGAGCACGGGCAGCUUAGCACUUUUGGGAUUAAUAAAAUCCCAAAAUCCCGUGAAGGAACUGACAGUUAUGAACUGACUGGUUCAGCCAGAGGUGGGGAACAGUUGGCUAAACUAAAGAGGAACUAUGCUAAGGUAGUGGAACUACUGGUGGAACUAGCUUCUCUGCAGACUUCCUUUGUUACAUUGGAUGAAGCUAUCAAGAUAACCAACAGGCAUGUAAAUGCCAUUGAACAUGUCAUCAUUCCUUGGACUGAACGUACCCUUGCUUAUAUCAUCACAGAGCUGGGCGAGAGAGAGCGAGAAGAGUUCUAUAGGUUAAAGAAGAUACAGAAGAAGAAAAAGAUUCUUAAGGAAAAAUCUGAGAAGGACUUGGAGCAGUGGAAAGUAGCUGGAGAGGUGAUGGAGCCUGCUAACCUUCCUGAGGAAAAGGAUGAGGAUCUCCAGUUUGAGUAA